Messenger RNA from Uncinocarpus reesii 1704, 936 nucleotides. RefSeq lists its product as uncharacterized. Lineage: Eukaryota; Fungi; Ascomycota; Eurotiomycetes; Onygenales; Onygenaceae. The transcript is spliced from 2 exons. Gene Ontology annotation, molecular function: phosphatase activity. The coding region runs from base 1 to 936 and encodes 311 amino acids. The record is from RefSeq and is a predicted model, not a curated record.
AUGGACGGCCUUUUGAUCGAUUCCGAGGACCUUUAUACCCUUGUUGUAAAUAAGAUUCUACAUGAAUAUGGCAGGCCAUCGCUUCCUUGGUCUAUUAAAGCGCAAUUGCAGGGCAGACCAGCGCCGGAGGUAGUUCCAACCGUACCUCAAACCCAAGAAAGAAACCAGAUUAACUCUUUGCUUCGAUCCAAGGCCACGCGAAUAUUCCACAAAUGGGCUCAACUUCCCAUUUCUCCUACCGAGUACUCUACCAAACUCUCUACCCUCCAAACCGAGCACUUUCCCACCACGAAGCCUCUCCCGGGUGCCUUCGAUCUGGUGCAAACCCUCUCCAAGACCGCCAACACUGAUUCCCCUGUGCACAUUGCACUUGCGACGUCAUCACAACGAAGCAACUACAUGCUUAAAACAUCCCACUUGAAUGAACUGUUCUCCCUAUUUCCACCUUCCAGAAUCAUCCUUGGCGACGACCCCAGGAUCGGCGCCGGGCGAGGCAAACCGAGACCAGACAUCUAUUUACUAGCGCUGGAGAGCAUCAACCAGGAGAUUCGUGCAAAUGGCAACAGCGAGCCGGAAAUCAAACCAGAAGAAUGUCUGGUUUUUGAAGAUAGUGUCCCCGGCGUUGAGGCGGGGAGAAGAGCCGGAAUGAGGGUCAUUUGGUGUCCGCAUGAGGGGCUAUUGAAGGAAUAUAAUGGAAGACGAGAAGAGGUUCUUGCUGGUGUGACUGGCGAACACAAGGAACUUGACUUGAUCGGUGCCAACUCAGAUGAUGGGCUCGGGACUGAACAUUGGAGAGCAAUCGGGGCUGGCAAGCCAGGGGUGAUUGGUGACGGAGGAGGAGAGCUGCUGGAUAGUUUAGAAUCCUUUGUCUAUGAAAGAUUUGAUACCCAUAUUAAGCUUGAUAGACUAUUCGAUCCACUUAAAGCAUCCCGCUAA